Molecule: messenger RNA, 1599 nt
Organism: Aureobasidium namibiae CBS 147.97
Lineage: Eukaryota; Fungi; Ascomycota; Dothideomycetes; Dothideales; Saccotheciaceae
Product: MFS general substrate transporter
Exons: 6
Coding region: 1-1599 (532 amino acids)
Biological process (GO): transmembrane transport
Molecular function (GO): transmembrane transporter activity
Source: RefSeq, a predicted model, not a curated record
AUGGAAGGACCUUCACACCCUCGCGAACGUCAUCUCGUUCACAGUCAUGCUCACGAGGAAGACCUACCAGGAACGGUAAAUCUUCAGGCUCUCGAAGGCGAUGACACAGCAUAUGGCCAAGCUCUCUAUCCGGUACCUAGCGAGGACCCCAACGAUCCACUACAAUGGUCGAAUUCCAAGAAGACGAUGAUCUUGAUCAUUGUAUCACUCUACUCGUUCCUCGGCAACAGCGCACUCGUAGGACCAUCAGUGUAUCUCGAGAUUUAUGCUGAGGAAUUCGGCAUUUCUGUUACUGAGGCGUCAGGACUGGUGUCUUAUCCCAAUCUGGUCUUCGGAUUCGGCUCGUUGUUGCUCGUUCCUGCAUAUCUGAAGUUCGGUCGACGUCCGAUAUUGCUGUUGUCUUUGCUCAUGUUCGUAUUUGGCCUUCUUGGCGCAGCUCAAGCUACUUCUUAUGGAGGCCUCAUGGCUGCUCGAAUCAUCCAUGCACUUGGCUCUGGUGUCUGCGAAGCUCUUCCCGUUCAACUCGUCAACGAUAUCUUCUUCCUCCACGAACGCGGCAAGAGAUUGGGCUACUACACUGUAUGCCUGUGCUGGGGCUCAACUGGACCUCUAUACGCCGGGUAUAUGCUUGCGGCAGGAUACUCUUGGAGACUGUACUUCUACGUCGAAUUCGCCUUUGCAUGUGCACUUCUCAUCCUCGCUUUCAUCUUCGUCGAGGAGUCUGCCUAUAAACGCGUCGUUGUGGUUACACCGACACCAGACUCUGAUGGCGAAAAGGGACACACUGAACACGUGGAGGUCAUCACAAUGGCACCACCAAGAAGAUCCUGGCUCCAGACUCUCAAGCCAUGGAGUGGGGUCGAUCACGAAGCUGAAUUCUUCAUGACCAUGCUUCGCUCAUUCUCAUAUUUCCUGGUUCCUUCCGUCCUCUGGGUGGUAACCAGUUUCGGUAUCUACAUCGGUCUCGGCGCCCUAACCUUCAACUACACCUUCCCCAUCAAAAUCGUCGCACCACCUUACAACUGGAACCCUAACAACAGCGGCCUCAUCGCUUUGGGAAACAUAAUCGGAUACGCCCUCGCCGUGCCCUUUGCCUCUUCCUCCGACCGCAUAGCCGCUUGGCUCACCUCCCGCAACAACUCCAUCCGCGAAGCCGAAAUGAGACUAUGGGUGCUACUGCCAGUCUGCCUCAUCGCCCCCGCUGGCUUGAUCCUCUAUGGCUUUACCGCCGAGCGCAAUCUUCACUGGAUAGGCUAUUUCGCGGGCGUCGCCAUGGUCGAUUUCGUCAGCUAUUUCUACUUUUCCUUUGUGCUCGCCUACGCAGUCGAUUCCAUGACUGCCAACACCGCUGAAAUGUUGAUCGCCAUGAAUCUGGGCAAGCAAGCUAUCAGUUUCGGAAUGGGGAUUUAUCUGCUGGAUUGGAUUUUGGAGCAUGGGUAUGCGAAGAUCAUUGGAGGUGCGUUUUGUGCGGUUUUGGCGGUUAACAAUUUGGCGGUGUGUGUUUUCUUGCCGUGGGGUAAGGGGAUUAGGAGAAGGUGGUAUAACAGUUGGUUGGGGGCGUUGCACAAGAAGACGAGUAAGGGGGUGGAGGUUGCUUGA